AUGCCACCAACCACCCGCCGAGGCAAUAUGUUUGGUCCCUACUUGCUUCUCCAGACCCUCGGUGAGGGCGAGUUUGCCAAGGUCAAGCUGGGCAUGCAUGCUGAUUCGGGUGAAGAGGUUGCCAUCAAGUUAAUUCGGCGGCAAUCCAUCGAUAAUACUCCGCGUAUUAACAAGAUCGGAAGAGAGAUCUCAGUGCUGAGGACGAUUCGGCACCCUAACAUCAUUGCCCUGUUUGAUGUGAUUGAAACGGAGCGGUACAUUGGCAUAGUCAUUGAAUAUGCAUCAGGAGGCGAGCUCUUUGAUCAUAUUUUGGCCCAUCGUUAUUUGAGGGAAAGGGAUGCGUGUCGACUAUUUGCUCAGCUGAUGAGUGGUGUGAAUUACCUGCACUCCAAGCAAAUCGUCCACAGAGACUUGAAGCUGGAAAAUUUACUCUUGGACAGGAACAGGAACAUCAUCAUCACAGACUUUGGAUUUGCAAACCAGUUCGACAGCUCAUCCCGCGACCUCAUGUCAACCUCAUGUGGUUCUCCUUGUUACGCCGCACCAGAGCUGGUCAUUAGUGAUGGACUAUAUGUCGGCAGUGGUGUUGAUAUCUGGAGUUGUGGUGUCAUCCUGUAUGCGAUGCUGGCGGGAUAUCUUCCUUUCGACGACGACCCAUCCAACCCUGACGGCGACAACAUCAACCAGCUGUACAACUAUAUCCUAGCAACCACUCUCGUGUUUCCGGACUACAUCUCACACGAUGCAAGAGAUCUCCUCAGAAUGAUGCUUGUCCCCGACCCAGCGAAGCGAUGCAAUAUGAAGCGGAUCAUGGCUCAUCGGUGGUUGCGGCCCUAUGGUCCCAUGUUUCAAUACUCCAUCGAGGACCUCGAGGCGCAAGCGAUGGCGAGGUUGAAUGGGACGAUAUGGAUACCGCCAAAGCAGAGCAUCCCUGUUGAUACUAGAGAGGCACCACAAUACCCACCAGCUCAGGAAACAGUUCAAAGUCGCCCUGGUCCUCCUCGUCUUGACCCCAGCGAAGUCAACUCCAAGCGGAGACACACGUUCGUGGCAGAGACGACUGUUCCUGAAUCUCAGCCUUCAUGGGCUCACCCACCGACACCUCGACAUGAGUUGGAUGAAGAUAGUCUGGUCCCGGUGUCAGACACGUCUAUGGAUAUCUGUGAGGAUGAGGCAGAGGCUGUUGCCAACAACAACAACCAGGGUCAGACAGAACAAGGGUCGGAAGGAUUCUAUCAGGAUAUUCACAUGGGCAUCGCUCCAGAGAUGGCCAUGAUGGUUGACCCCAAGGAGGUGUCCUUUGAUGACCGUGCUAUGGCUGUGGAGGGCGACAGCAAUGGCGGCGCCGGUCAGAAUUUUCAACAAGAGAACGGAUACCAGUACAACAAUGUCCCAGCAGAGGCGGGUCGAGGUUCUCAGGACGCGCAACAGCAACCCAUGCCAGCGAUCGUUACUUCUCAGUCGUCUUCGUCCUUGGCCACGCCACCGACAUCGCAAAGGGAACAUGGAACUCAAAACUCGGCCUUCGAGUCGACAUACGAGAUGCCAUCAGCCGCUGUUGAAGAAGAUAUCCCCAGGCCGCCUGCAGAGCAGCAGCAGUCUGUGCGUAAACGUCAAGAGUCGCACAAUGGAUCGACUCUGGAAACAUCGCCCACAGUUUCUCGGCGACCUCUACCUCAGCACGACCGCAUUCGUCCUACGACCAUUCACGGUGAGCCUAUGCCGCACGACAUGCCGACUCCUUUACCCAUUUACUAUGGUCAUCAUGACAUGUCACCAGGACGGAGUCCAUACCUUAUGGCGCCUCAUCAGGAGAGAAACCCUCAGACGUAUUACCCGUCGCACUUCCAGCAGUCCUCAACUUCACCGAUCCCAGAUCCUCAUCCUUUGCCUCAGUUUCAUCAACCUCCUCAUUCCCCUCCUCAGCCACCUAUGCCUACGUUUGGUCAAGGUUACGCCCACGCUUUUGAGCAUUCGUUGCCGCCCUUCCAACCGCGGUCGCGACGACAGAGUAUCAAAACUCCUCCAAACUCGCCUCCACCAGUCAUCCCAACUCGACGUGACUCGUUGGGUAUGAGUCAACCGUUCCAGUUCCCGCCAAUCCAACCUACUCAAUUCCAGCAGAGCGGCAACUUAAUCAACAACACCACCCCUCAACCCUCGCCAUUGGGCCAAUCCUUACAGUCAGUGGCUUCACCCAACAGCAGUAGCAGCUAUGGAGGUGGUAUUAGUAGUCAGAGGAACGGCACUCAUGUCAAGACUCAUCGUAAGGGACCUUCGUCAGGACGGUUCUUGGGCUUUUUGGGUGGUUUGUCCAAGAAGAAUGGCGAGCACCACAGUCAUGGCAGCCAGACGCCUACUUCGCCGAGGGCUGGAUCUGUGUACGAACCCAAUCUUGCGGACAUUGAUUCGUCAUACUCGCCGCCUCAGCACUCAACCUACCGACGGAACGUUCAGCCUGACCAAGACUUGCAGAUUUUGCCUUCGACUCCUCUACCUGAGAAGCGCGCGACUCCUUCUACACCUACUUCGCAGCACUACCCGCAGAUGGAGGGUCAAACACAGCAGCAGCCACCACCACAACAGCAACAACAACAUUAUGGCGGCGUUGUGACAGCAGCGUAUGAUACCCAAACGUCGAACCAGACUCAGAGGGGCAAGCGCAGGAAGACACUCAGUCUUGUCGCCGGAUCGGGAGAACGACCACCCCACCACCAACAACAACAAAUGCAGCUUCAGAGUCUGCAUCACCCGAUUUCGUCCCGUCCUCCUCUGCCUUCUGCAGGAAACAGCGAUGGAUCAUCGUCGGUUGUUGGUGGGUCGUUUGGUUCGAAUGGAGUUACGAGUGGUGCCAACGGUAGUGGCACUGGUGCACAUCAGGCUCAUGCUCAUAGUUCUUCGUCGGGCCCUGCACAGAGGAUCAUGGGAUGGUUGCGACGCAAGUCCAUCGUCAAAUCUGGGGCAGAGGUACCGCACUUUGACCCAGCAGAAUUUGUGCGGACGAAUGGCACGACACCUUCGCCCGGACCUUUCUCUGGAUCGAAUGGUGAUACUCUAACCAAGGGCCAUGUCUCGCCUACCGUUGGACAUGCAGUGAAUGGCGGUGGCUCUAUCUUAGCAACUGAGGAGUAUGAGUCUGGCCCUGGAGGAGAAGCGGGUGGCAGCGUCAAUGGCAUGAUGGUUUCUCCAUGUGGUGCGCAGGGUGUCCACACUGGAACGGCCACCUCAGUCAACAUUCAUGGCAAUGGAUCACAAGAUGUCAACAACAGCAGCCUAAUGCAGCAGGUAUUACAGCAGAGUGAGAUUCAGCAGCCUACACUGGAAGCAUUAAUCCGGGCGUUACCUCCAAACUGGACAGACGCGAAACUCAAGGUACAUUCUGGAGCAGUCGAGCUUUCGUCCUUGUCUUCGCGACACCCGGCCGAGAUUAUGUUCGACAUCAAAAUGGUUGUUCUGAGGUUGGGGAUUGAGAUCCGGUCGGAUUCGGAUUUCAAGAUCAAGUGUGUCCGGCGGAAACGGAAAUCUUCAAGCACUUCUGCGGCGUCCGGAUCAAAUGGUGCUGUCGCUGGUGCUGGGUCGACGAAUGGCGGUGGUAUGACUAGCCUGUCGGUCAAGAGUCUGUUGCAGGGGCAUGGACUUCACUACCAUCACCAUAACAACAAUACCAACAAAUGCGGGCCCGACGAUACCGCGAGUGUGAUGUCGAGUAACUUGUCGAUUGAUCGUGAAGCUUGGGUGUCGGCUCGGAGUGUUCUUGGCGGCGCAGGAGGAGUCGGAUCGAUGCAAGGACCUGGGUCUGCGAUUGGUGCAGGGACAUCCGUCAGUGGGCAGAAGAAGAAGAACGGGAUCAGGACCAUCUUGUGGAGGAACAGUACUUCUGCGAGCCUGGCUUCCGUCUCGUCUCCUACUCCCGGACCUACAUCUAUUACCAGCGGAAACGGUAAUACGUCAAUGGGAGGCGGCACUGCGAUGGUCGCUCAAGGAUCUGGAUCUGGAUCGUCGACGCGUCAGUUGUCGCAGGUCAUGAAUGGGUCUAGUCUGGGACAGGUCUCUCCUUCUCAGCCUCAACCUCACUUUGUUGGAGGAGGAAGUGGUUCGGGCUCUGUCAGUACUACUGCUGCUGGUCAUGGCGUUGGACAGGGGGUUGUGGACUCUGUUGCGACUGACCAUGACUCUGCUAUGCCCUCGUCUGCGGCAAGUGUUCCUGAUGGAGAUGACGCGCGGUGGUUGCGUCCUGGAUCUGUGGUUGGAAUCAGUAAUUCGACCAGUGCGACGACCAUCGAGGCUGCUACGAUCUCUCAAUCGACCACCGUCUUGCCUCCACUCCAGCAACUCCAGCAACAACAGGCCAUGCUCUCAGCAACAACAUCCACUUCGGCCGAUGGUGUGGCACCUUCUGGAGACAACAUCACAACUGCUGCUGCCACUAACGUUGCAACGACAGUAGAACCACUGUACGGCGAGGAGGCAAUCGAUUCUGGAGAAGAGAUCCGGUUCUCGAUCGAGCUGUGCCGGAUGAAGAACCUCCGCGGCCUCUAUUCGGUCGAUAUCCGGAGAGUCAAGGGUAACCGGUGGGCAUACAAGUUCUUGUACCAUGCGAUCUUGAAUACUUUGGAUCUGCAGGGCAAGGGAGGGUAUUUGGCAGGUGGACUGAUUCCUGCUCAGUUGGCGGGUCUUGGUGGAGGUGGUGGCGGUGGCGCAUACGGAUUCUUUGAAUAG
Messenger RNA from Linnemannia hyalina, 4719 nucleotides. The record is from the annotation of a GenBank genome assembly. NCBI's taxonomy places the organism in Eukaryota, Fungi, Mortierellomycota, Mortierellomycetes, Mortierellales, Mortierellaceae.